Molecule: messenger RNA, 2418 nt
Organism: Triticum turgidum subsp. durum (durum wheat)
Lineage: Eukaryota; Viridiplantae; Streptophyta; Magnoliopsida; Poales; Poaceae
Source: the annotation of a GenBank genome assembly
AUGGCGACGCUGCAGGACCUCGGGGUGUCGGCCUUCAUCAACAUCCUGGGGGCCUUCGUCUUCCUGCUGCUCUUCGCCGUGCUCCGCAUCCAGCCCAUCAACGACCGCGUCUACUUCCCCAAGCUCUACAUCGCCGGCAAGCGCGCCGCCGACCACCGCGGCGCCCGCAGGGCCAUCAACCUCAACCUCUGCACCUACUUCAAGUUCCUCAGCUGGGUCCCCGGCGCGCUCCGCAUGACCCAGACCGAGCUCAUACACCACGCCGGCCUCGACUCCGCCGUCUACCUCCGAAUCUACACCCUCGGCCUCAAGAUUUUUCUGCCCGUCAUGGUUGUCGCCUUGCUGGUUCUCAUUCCGGUCAAUGUCUCUGGAGGGACCCUACUGAACCUGAGAAAAGAUGUUAUGUUCAGUGAUAUUGAUAAGCUGUCCAUAUCAAAUGUUAGCCCGGGCUCCAACAGGUUCUUUAUUCAUCUUCUAAUGGCGUAUGUGUUCACAUUUUGGACGUGCUUUAUGCUGUACAAAGAGUACAGUAAUGUGGCCUUCAUGAGAUUGCAUUUCUUAGCUUCUCAGAAACGUUGUGCUGAUCAGUUCACUGUGAUUGUCAGAAACAUACCUCGUGUGUCAAGCCAUUCGACGUCUGAGACAGUUGACGAGUUCUUCCGCAGGAACCAUCCAGACCACUAUCUUGGUCAGCAGGCUGUUUACAAUGCAAACCGGUAUGCUAAACUUGUAAAGCAAAAGGAGAGACUUCAAAACUGGCUGGAUUACUACCAGCUAAAGUUUGAAAGGCAUCCUGAGAAAAGACCAACUGGAAGGACAGGAUGCUUUGGUUUCUGUGGUAGACAAGUGGAUCAAAUCGACUACUACCGGGCUAGAAUUAGCGAACUUGAUAAGAGGAUUGCAUCAGAGCGUCAAAGAGUUUUGAAUGAUCCAAAAGCCAUUAUGCCAGUUUCUUUUGUGACAUUUGACUCAAGAUGGGGUGCUGUUGUAUGUGCACAGACACAACAGUCAAAGAAUCCCACACAAUGGCUGACUAACUGGGCUCCUGAACCACGUGACGUUUACUGGCAGAAUCUUGCUAUUCCAUUUUUCUCUCUGAGCAUACGCAAGUUUCUCAUAUCAAUCGCGGUCUUUGCUUUGGUGUUCUUCUACAUGAUACCUAUUGCAUUUGUGCAAUCACUUGCCAAUCUCGAGGGUAUUGAAAGAGUCGCGCCUUUCUUGAGGCCAGUAAUAGAAGUAAAGGUGGUGAAGUCCUUCCUACAGGGUUUCCUACCCGGUCUGGCUUUGAAGCUCUUUCUCUAUAUCCUCCCUACGGUUCUUAUGAUCAUGUCAAAAGUUGAAGGCUAUGUCUCUUUGUCAUCUCUGGAAAGAAGAACUGCUUCGAAAUAUUACUACUUCAUGCUGGUGAAUGUAUUUCUUGGAAGCAUAAUUGCUGGCACAGCUUUUGAGCAGCUAGAUUCUUUUUUUCACGAUCCUCCUUCACAAAUACCAAGGACCAUUGGAGUGGCCGUACCAAUGAAAGCAACAUUCUUCAUGACAUACAUAAUGGUCGAUGGCUGGGCCGGCAUCGCCAACGAGAUUCUUCGGGUGAAGCCACUGGUCAUCUACCAUCUGAAGAACAUGUUCAUCGUGAAAACCGAGCGGGACAGGGAGAGGGCGAUGGACCCACGCAGCAUCUCUCUUGGAGAAAACCUUCCAUCCCUGCAGUUGUACUUCCUCCUUGGGCUCGUGUACGCGGUGGUCACCCCCAUUCUCCUCCCUUUCAUAAUCGUCUUCUUCGCCUUCGCUUACCUUGUCUACAGGCAUCAGAUCAUCAAUGUGUACAAUCAGGAGUACGAAAGCGCGGCGGCGUUCUGGCCUCAGGUCCAUUCGCGCAUCAUAGCGAGCCUGCUCAUCUCUCAUGUGACCCUCUUUGGGCUGAUGAGCACGAUGAAAGCCGCCUACUCCACUCCGCUGCUCAUCUUCCUGCCGUUGCUGACAAUAUGGUUCCACAAGUACUGCAAGAGUCGGUUCGAACCCGCGUUCCGCAAGUACCCUCUAGAGGAAGCGAUGGAGAAGGACAGGAUGGAGCACGCGUCGGAGCCGAGCCUGAACCUCAAGACCUACCUGGCAAAUGCAUACCUGCACCCCAUCUUCCAAAUGUUUGAGCAGGAGGAUCAGAAAGAGGAGGCCACCAUAGAGGUGAGAAUCGACAAAUCGGAGCAUCAGCAGCAGCAGCAGCAGCAGCAUGUGAGAAGCUCACACUCACAGUAUGAGGAGGAGACGAGCGCACAGACGCAUUGCCACCACGAGGAGAGGACCAGCAGCCAGUACCAGUACCAGUACCAGCACCAGUAUGAGUACCAGCACGAGGAAACUCACAUGAGGAGUGAGCAGUCGCCGCCACACUUUGUCUACCACCCUGGAGUCGAGCAUUGA